AUCAUAUAUCACUUUCACUUUAGUUCAAACACUACGUCGCCAUUAAAAGCAACAAAAAGAGGAACACUUUUAUGGAUUAGAAUCUGCACUCAUUUGUCUGAGCAGAAAGUGGCGAAAAUGAAGCGUAUCUUUAAGUGGCUCUCGGUGUUCUUGUUUUUUUCCGAUCGUGGUGUUUAUUCAGACAGAGUGUCAUUGUCUGUGAAUGAGGGAGAUUCAGUCAUUCUACAUUGGUGUUCAAACAAACCAAGAAGAAGAGAUUAAAUGGUAUAUUAAUGACACUCGCAUCGCUCAGAUCAGUGGAGAUCUCAGUUAUAACUGUACAGAUGUUCAGUGUAAUGAAGGAACUGAGAGAUUCAGACACAGACUGAAGCUGGAUCAUCAGACUGGAUCUCUGACCAUCACAAACACCAGAAACACAGACUCUGGAGAAUAUGAACUAGUGCUCUUCAGCAGCAGCAGCAGUGAAAAGAUCUUCAGUGUUACUGUCCGUGGUGUUUCUGCUGCUGAACAAUAUAAAAUGAAGACAAUAUCAGUGAACAAGGGAGAAUAUGUUAGUCUAGAUCCUGAUGAAGUAAAAGAUCCAAAUGAUGUGAUGACAUGGUAUUUUGAUGACACCAUAAUUGCAAAAAUCACUGGAGAUCCCAAUAAAACUUGUACAGAUGUUCAGUGUGAACAUGGUAAUGAGAGAUUCAGAGAGAGACUUAUGGUGAGUCAGACUGGAUCUCUGACCAUCACAAACACCAGAACCACAGACUCUGGACCUUAUAAACUACAGAUCACCUGCAACAACAGCAGCUUCAGCAUCAGCAGAGUGAAGAGAUUCAGUGUUUCUGUCAUUGGUGAAAUUGCAGGAAUAAGUGCUGCUAUUGGUGGUGGUGUUCUGCUGGUGGCUGCAGCUGGUGUGAUUUAUCAGUGUUGCCACUGACCUACUAAAAAAAUCACCACAGAAAUAAAAUGAUCAUCUGUAGGAGACUCGUCCCCUAAACAGAACCAGACUCCCAAUGAAUCGUCCCCCAACCAGACUAAGACUGACGGUGAGACAUUAUUUUGAUGCUUUAUAUGAAGAUGGACACAGAAAAGACCUCAUGUGGAAAUUAUGAAGAGAAGAGCUCACACUGAAAUACUCAUCACUCACAGAGUAAUUGAUUUCAGUAGCCAGCCCUGUACCAAUAAAGUGAAAUUUGACCUAUAUUACAUAACAAUUUAAAUACAACAUAAAUAAAUAAAUGAUGCAUUAAAACAUGUAGGCUUAUAUUGCUUCAAAAAAGACUAACAAAAAAUAAAAUAAGAAACAAAGCAACACGUUACAACAGAACACAGAACAGUUACAGAGAACAGUUUUUCAGUAUCGAAGUUUAUUAAAGCUGCUAAAGUGAUUCAGACAGGAACAGUGAGUAAUUUGCUUCUUGUCAUUUGUACUAUAAGACCUAUUAUGUGUACAAGUAUACCUCACCAAGAAGGAGCAAUAUGACCAAAAAGUGCAUUUGACUUACACACAGCCUCAUAUGGGCGCUCUUCAUAGUUUGCACUACUGAUACUAAGUGUUUUACUAGUAUUGUUGCUGUUACUGGAAAAGACUUGAGACAUAAUGUUGCUAAUGUUUAUAACACUAACUCUUGUUCAUCCACCUUUAUCAUAAAACACUGGUUGACCAAAUAUGAAAUGGGAAUAGCACCAAACAAUCCUUAACCAGCUUGGUGUAGUAUAUGGAAAUGCAUUUAUUUAUUUUCCUAAGUUGGUUAAAUACUUUCCUUAGAGUAUUUAUUACAUUCAAAACCAUAACUGAAUGAUGAUACAGGCUCAUGUUGUUACUCUGGAGUUAAAUCUGAAACAUACUGAUGUGAUGUUUGUAACGAGGAAAUAUUACAGCACAAUUUUACACAAAUGUGAGUAUACAUGAUACAACAUUGCCAUUUGUACAGUAAUUGAAUAUUCAUGUUUUAUAUCUCUUUAUUGUUGAUUUGAAUGUACAAAAAUGAAACACAUUGAAAGUGUUACAUUCUGUCUUAUUGAAACUGUGAACCAAACACUGUGAUGUUUUAUGAGGUGCUGAUUAGUUUAUAUCACUGCCAACAAGUUUAUGAAGUAGCUGUGCAAGGAUUGUCCAAUGUGAAGUUUUUUCUUCUUUUGUGUUUGUAAAUCAUUGAAUUUAAUUCUGUCAGUGUGUUUGUCUUGUAGAAUAUUAUCACUUUUUUGGAAAAAUGGGGGGUGGGGGGUUCUUUAAACUUCUUUUAUGUUUUCUUUAACUUGUAUCACCCAAGAGAAAAUGUGCCUUAAAGUAAAAACCAGCUAAACACUACUUUAUUUUCUGAAACAAUAAACUUGUAAUAUCAAUGUCGGGCAGAGGUGUAAAAAAAAAAAAAAAAAGGUUUCCAUCUCUUAACACUACAAAGACAGCUCACCUAUCAAAAUAAACCACAUAACAAGAUUGGAGGUGUGUUAAUGCAAAUUUCCCUCCAGUUCUGUGUAAACUACGGCACCUUUCUAAUACAACGUUAUCGUGAGGCGAAGCAGAAGAGAACAAUGGAGCUAUAAUGAACACACGUUCAAAUUUUUAUUAGAGGUUGAAUUCAAAUCAAAUACUGGCAAACUGUCCAUACUACUUCUGAAUAGGAUGUCUAUUUCAUAAAAUGUAUGAAAAUAUGGAAAUGAUUCAGAUCACUCAAACCAUAUGGAGGUACCCUUAAAUGGUCAGUAAUGGAGCUUGGAUAUCAUCUAGUGAAAACGUGUGGUACUGCACCGAAACAAAAUCUUACCAAAAGCAAUAUCAACCUAAAAUUUGGAAUGUUGACAUUUUUGGCUUUUAUUUUCUCGCAGUUUAAGAGUAAAACAUGUUUUUUAAUAUAUUAUUAUAAAAUAUAAACAAUUAUAUUUUUACAUUUUCAUAAACCUUAACUUCACUUCUACAAUAAUCUGCCAAGUGUCUUCUUUAAAACAAGACCAACCUUAGGUCUAUAUUCCGAAGCAUUUUUGAAUUACAACCAUUAAAGUUUAGAUAAUGCAUUUUCAUGGGUGACAGUUAUUUAAACCUGUUUUUCUCAAAAUUCUGUUCCUGAAAAUCACAGCGAUCAGCCGCAGAUCACAACACAUACAUGAUUUACUCAUGCUGUGAGUCAAUCAAUGAAUCAAUCAAUGAUAAAUGAUUUUAACUGAUGCACUAUAUCUGGCCCGUUAGAGUUUAUUUGAGAACCCCUGCACCUCACCUUCACCAAUGUGAAUUCCAGGAUAGAGCACUAGACGGCACUCUCAUGUGGUACUGUCUGUAGAACACAUACUGUAUUUUAUUAUAUGAAAUAUCAGACAGUUUAUAAGGAAGGCACUCUGUGGUCAUUUGAUAAAAUAAAGCAUGUUUAUUUUAAUA
Megalobrama amblycephala (Wuchang bream) is the source of this 3361-nucleotide messenger RNA. RefSeq lists its product as uncharacterized. The record is from RefSeq and is a predicted model, not a curated record. Lineage: Eukaryota; Metazoa; Chordata; Actinopteri; Cypriniformes; Xenocyprididae. The coding region runs from base 203 to 925 and encodes 240 amino acids. The transcript is spliced from 5 exons.